Durio zibethinus is the source of this 474-nucleotide messenger RNA. The record is from RefSeq and is a predicted model, not a curated record. Lineage: Eukaryota; Viridiplantae; Streptophyta; Magnoliopsida; Malvales; Malvaceae.
AUGGGUAGAGGAAAUGGUAUAGGUAGGGUGUUUGGUUGGGGUAAGGGUGAGGUAAGCUGGAGUGGUAGGGGUGGGGUUAUUGUAAAGGAAAGGGUUGGGAUAGGUAUAGGGUAUGGGUUAGGGUGGGGGUUUUGGCAGGGUAGUGGUACGAGUGGGGGUGGUGAUAAUGGUUGGGGUAGGGGUAAGGGUGGGGAUAAGGGUGUGGUAAGGUGGAGGUAUGGGGGGGUCGAUGUAAGGGUUAGGGUGAGGAUGGGGCAAGGUGGGGGUAGGGUUAGGGUGGGGGUAGGGGUAGGGGUAGGGGUAGGGAUAGGUAGAGGUAGGGGUAAGGGUAAGGGUUGGGGUAAGAGUAGGGGUAUGGGUGGGGGUGGGGGUAUGGAUAACGGUGCGGUAGGGCUAGGGGAUAUGGUAGGGGUAAAGGUAGGGGUAGGGGUGGGGUAUAGGGUAGAGGUAGGGGUUAUGGUAGAUAUGGGGUAG